Molecule: messenger RNA, 3717 nt
Organism: Phycodurus eques (leafy seadragon)
Lineage: Eukaryota; Metazoa; Chordata; Actinopteri; Syngnathiformes; Syngnathidae
Gene: nr1h5
Product: nuclear receptor subfamily 1, group H, member 5
Exons: 10
Coding region: 26-1525 (499 amino acids)
Biological process (GO): positive regulation of transcription by RNA polymerase II; negative regulation of inflammatory response; cell differentiation
Molecular function (GO): zinc ion binding; nuclear receptor activity; RNA polymerase II cis-regulatory region sequence-specific DNA binding
Source: RefSeq, a predicted model, not a curated record
UGUUGCCUGAGUUGUGUCACUCUUGAUGAUUUUGUGUGCGUUAGAGCAGUCGCAGUCUCGGCUUCCGAUGAGAGAGUGGAUCGACUCGGACAUGAACUUCUCAGCGGGAGGUUUUCUCGCCUCCUCGGACGCUUACUGCUCCGCGGAGCAGUUUCAGUUCUACGACAUGUUGGCUGACCCUCUGGGCUACCCACUGCCGGACCCUGACCUCCAGCUGCUCCCUUACAGCCCACAGCAGUACAACCUCGCCGGUCUGUCCUUCCCGCCCUACGGCUCCCCGUCGUCCUCCACGUCCACGUCCUCGUCCUCGUCGCAGCCCCGCCACGCUCUGUAUCACUUCGGCUCCGACUUCCCGGAGGGCCCCUGCGAUCCCGUCCCCCCCGUGCCCCACUGCGCGGGCCUGCCUCAGGGCCUCGACUUAGCGUGUCUUCCUGCGGUACGCAGACCACGCGUGGCGUCUGUCGGGAGGAUCCGGGGUCACGACGAGCUGUGCGUGGUGUGCGGCGAUAAAGCGUCGGGGUACCACUACAACGCUCUCACCUGCGAGGGGUGCAAAGGUUUCUUCAGGCGGAGCGUCACCAAAAAGGCAGUCUACCAGUGCAAGAGAGGCGGCGGCUGUGAGAUGGACAUGUACAUGCGGAGGAAAUGUCAAGACUGUCGCCUCAGGAAAUGUCGCGCCGUGGGAAUGCUGGCCGAGUGUCUUCUGACGGAUGUUCAGUGUCAGUCCAAACGACUGAGGAAAGGAGGACGGGGAAGAAGACAGGAGGAAGAGGAGAGUGUGGCCAGCAAGCAGGUCAGCUCCACCGGCAGACUUCAUGGACAGGUGGUUACGUCCACUUUAAGCCGGGAACAGAAGCACACCGUGGACAAGAUGGCGGAGGCUCAUCGGGUGUGCCGAGCUCAGUACAGCGACCGCUGCAGGAUGUUUGAUUGGCCGUGUGCAGAGGAAGGGGCGGAGCUUUCGGAGGUUACGUCACCUCACCUGCAACGAGUGCUGCAGUUUGCCAGGACGCUGCCCGGUUUUGACUUGUUGGACCUGUCAGACCAGCGCUGCCUCCUGUCAGCGUCUUCACUGGACCUCAUGUUCCUGCUGUCCGCCCAAAACUUCGCCAGUAACCCGACUGCAAAGCCUGCCGCAGCAUUGCAGCUUUUCAGCACCUCAACGCACGACUGCCUGAGAUGCGUCGCCUCAAAGGACGAUGUGCAACGACGUAGCGAGGAGCUCCUGAGCCCCGUGCUCAACUUCUUUCACAGCAUGAUGGCGCUGCAGGUGACCGAGGCCGAGUACGCCCUGCUGGGCGCCACCGCCCUGCUCUGCUCAGACAGCGCGUCGCUGAUGGCUGCCAGUUUCGUGGAAAAAAUGCAGGAGCUGAUCCUGGACCUGCUGUCUCGCACGUGCGGGACCCGGGCCGGAGCGGCGAGAGGCGGGCCGCGGAGGUUUGGUCAUCUUCUGGGCCGGCUGACGGAGCUUCGGACCCUCCGUCACAACUACCUCCUCGUGACCCGACAGAACCGUGGACCCUGAACGUCUCAUUUGCGUCCUGUAUGCUCCGACACUGGCAGCGUUUCGACCUGCUCUCGCGUCAGUUGUGUCGGCUUGUGCAUCUUUUGUCGUUCGUGGCUUUGACGCGUUUCUUCCCGCGCACCGGUGGGCAAAGUAUGGCCCGUGGGCCACAUGCGGCCCACCUCAUUCUUUAUUCUGAACCACAUUACAUUAUCCAAAGUCCUGUGAUAUUUGUUGAAUUAAUUUGGCUAUUUUACCUCCUUAACUUUUGGUUGGUUGAAAUGUAUGUAUUUCAUUAAUUCGUUGAAUUCAAUAUUUGUUAAUUCAGUGAUUUGCAACGUGCGGUACGUGUGCUUCCGCUGGAGCACGGGUGUCAAACUGGUGGCCCGGUGGCCGGAUCCGGCCCGCCACGUCCUUUUAUGUGGCCCGCGAAAGCAAAUCAAAAUUGCUCAUUGUGUUCUGGUGUAAUACCAGAGAUAUUGGCAAGCAUUUUUUUGUUACCAAUCCCCCUUUGAAAACAGGUAAUAGUUGAAAAACAUGUUUUUACAGGCUUCUGAUUUCAAAACUGACUAUUCAUCAAUCUGUUGCGUAUACUGUGUGCCAUUACAGUAUAGGAGGUCAUCUUUCAUUGAUAUGGCUUCACAGUUGUCGCGGCCCUCCGAGGGAAGUCGGAAGUACGAUGUGGCCCGUGACAAAAAUGAGUUUGACUCCCCUGCUCGAGUGCUACACAAAAAUCACUGCCUACGUACAGUUCAGUCGGUCAGUUACUUUUGAGUUAAUACAUUUGAAUUUAAUCUAAAAGAGCAGUCCCACCCCCACCCCCCGAAACUUUUAUUUAGGUACAAUUUAUUUGAUUCAUGCACAGUUUAAUGAAUCACUAUUUAAGUGCAGUUUUUUUCCUCACAUAUUCCUAUAUUUAGGUGCAGUGCUAAUGCGAGUAUUUUUAUGGUGGUACUUUGUGUAAAAAGUUUGAGAAUCAUUGGUUAAUUUAGUCAUUGAUAAUGUAAAAAAAAUAAAAUAAAAAAAUACAAAAUUGGCUAAAAUAAUUUUUUUUACCACAUUUAAAAUGUGAAAUUUAAAUACGUUAUCACUGCAAUAAACCAUUUUACAUAGACUGUACAUUUAAAGUAUGUAAAUUGAAAAAGUAUUCCAAAAUUGGUUAUUUAUAACUAAAUAUAGAAACUACAAUUAAAAAUAAGGGUUAUUUUCUCACUCCAAAAAAUGUAUCUGUACUGAACAUUGUUUUUUAUUACUUGGUUGAUUAAGUAUAACCAAAUUAUUUCAAAAUACACUUCAAAAUACUAUUUUUAUUAAACAUUUUUCAAAGUUGUUCUAAUUUGUAAAUACAAUAAAAAAUAAACAUUUUUUAGCAUUGAAAUAAACCAUUUUACAUAUACCAUACCUCAUUUUUACAUGCAUUAAAUAAUUGAUUAAUGACUAAUAUAAUUAAGACAAUUACUUUUAUCUUUAAAUAUUUUGUACUUUUUCCCCACCUCACGUGCGAAUGAAUGACUGAUCUAAUCCGUUAAUUUUAAAACUCAAACGUGGUCUCGAGCACAAGUUUGCCCACCCUUGUUCGAGAACAAUCAUUUAAAUACCGUACCUCCUCAAACUGUCGCCACUGAAACAGAAUAAACGCCUCCAUUUCAUUCCAAAAGAUAACAAGCCACUUAUAUAUUGCAAAAGGUUUUAAUGGAGCAUUUCUUUCCCGAAUGAGGAACUAUGGAUUGAACGUAUUUGGUGAGUAGUGAAAGUAUGCACAAGCUUAUGAAGGUGUAGGUUGUUAUAUUUCAUAAUACUAAUAAUAAAUAUUUGGGUUGGUAUGGAUCUGUCUUGUUGGGAGCAACAAACCAAAUGUGUGAAUUUACCUGUUAAAAAUGUUUUUUAGACCUCACAAUUUGUUUUUAAAUACAAUUGUUGCUUUUACCAAUAUAAUUUUAUUUCUAUAGUUGUGUCUUCCAUAAAUAAAUUAUUUCUCUCAUAUCAAAAAAGAGAAUUCAUAAUUAGAACAAUGGCUCAUUCAUUGUGUUCACUGACAUCAACACGCACACACACGCACGCACACAAAAUGCAGCAUGUCAGGAAUUAAUUCUCGACAAAAAUAAACAGCCUCACGUUGCCCCUUGUGGAUUGAUUAAAAAGAGCAACACAAAGUGACCAAGACUUCGUCUUACAAACAUAAUGCACACAGAGUGUACCUUUGAACUGUACAA